AACCUCUCUCUCUCUCUCUCUCUCUCUCUCUCUCUCUCUCUCUCACACACACACACACACAAAAUCAAACUCGAUGGAGAUGAAGAGGAGGGCAAACUGGACCCGUCUUCCUUUGUUCUCUCAGGGUGGGUGGUAGGAGACACUGUUUAAUCUCUAUAUUCCUUGAUCCUCAAGUUCCAGAUUUCCAGCAGGAUUUGCGAAAUUUUAAAUACUUGAAUUGGUGUUUAGGGUGAGGGAUCAUGUGUUUACAUGUGAAACCUAAUGGAAACUAGAGAGAGAAACUCCAUUAAUUAUCAUAUUCCACCUCAAUCCACUCAAGAAUCAUCUUCUACCUCAAACACAAAAAGAAAUGAAACCCCAAAUCAUCUUCAUCGGGGAGACCAGUAUCGCGGAUUCAGGAUACAUAAAGAACAACCGGAAGCUGCAGAAACACCCGGAAGGAAUUCAAACUCGGAUCCGGAUCCAAAUCUUUCUGGACUGGUCUCUCAAGCUCCCUCGCAGCCACUACCACUAGCACCACCACCUUCAACAACCUCUAUAGCGCCGGUUGCAGUGGUGGUGGUCCGGUAUCGUGGAUGCUUAAGGAACCAUGCUGCCAAUAUGGGCGCUCAUGUUCUCGAUGGGUGUGGAGAGUUUAUGCCUAGCGGAGAAGAUGGCACGCCAGAAGCAUUAAAAUGUGCCGCCUGUGAAUGCCACCGGAGUUUCCACCGGAGAGAGGUAGAAGGUGAGACUACUUCUCAAAUACCUUUGACACAUAAUCAACCACCUCCGGCAGCUGCUGUACAUCUUCCUCCCGCACCAUCAUCUCAGCAGCGGCACCACCGGUAUUAUCACCACCCAAUGCCGCCUAUUAUGAUGGCAUUUGGUGGGGCUGGCGGCGCACCGGCGGAAUCAUCUAGUGAAGAUCUUAAUGUAUUCAGAACAAGUUCCGGAGUGCAAUUAAUGGCGCAAACUUCAAAGAAAAGGUUUCGAACAAAAUUCACACAGGAACAGAAGGAGAAGAUGCAAGAUUUUGCAGACAGAAUAGGGUGGAAGAUCCAGAAGCAAGAUGAACAGGAGCUUGUACAAUUCUGCCACGAUGUUGGUCUGAAAAGACAAGUGUUUAAAGUAUGGAUGCACAACAACAAACAAGCCACAAAGAAGAAAGAGAUGUAAGAAUAAUAGAAAUUAUAUUGCAUAGAUUCUUUCACUUUGGAAAAUAUUCUUAUUUUCUAGACUAGUCUAAUGCAUAUUAAAUGUAGUACAAGUUUCACAUUAUAAUUCCCAUCUAUUUCUAUUACCAGAUUUUGAUCA
Lactuca sativa (garden lettuce) is the source of this 1293-nucleotide messenger RNA. Its product is annotated as zinc-finger homeodomain protein 2. NCBI's taxonomy places the organism in Eukaryota, Viridiplantae, Streptophyta, Magnoliopsida, Asterales, Asteraceae. Gene Ontology annotation, molecular function: transcription cis-regulatory region binding; DNA-binding transcription factor activity. Gene Ontology annotation, biological process: regulation of DNA-templated transcription; regulation of developmental process. The record is from RefSeq and is a predicted model, not a curated record. Gene Ontology annotation, cellular component: nucleus.